This is a messenger RNA of Caenorhabditis elegans, 966 nucleotides long. It is a transcript of the gene oaz-1, whose product is annotated as Ornithine decarboxylase antizyme. The transcript is spliced from 3 exons. The record is from RefSeq and is marked reviewed. The coding region runs from base 40 to 168 and encodes 42 amino acids. NCBI's taxonomy places the organism in Eukaryota, Metazoa, Nematoda, Chromadorea, Rhabditida, Rhabditidae. Gene Ontology annotation, molecular function: ornithine decarboxylase inhibitor activity.
UUUCCCACCACCCGCUUCGUACCUAUCAAGAGAGACAAGAUGUCGAGUAUUUUGAGUAGUAAUUUUACGAAUAAAUCGAAUCAAUUGGUCAACGAGUCUGCCGUCGACAGCUCGUUGACCGCCUCCCCAUGCUCGACCCAGCCCGGCGACGUCGGAUGGUGUUUUUGACGCCCCCCAUGGCGUGCUCACCAAAUUGCCGAACGAAACUCGCGCUAUCGUAUCGGCCGUUUCUCCAAACUGGCGCGUGACAUCGAUUGGCGAAAAGACAUUGGCGAUCAUGAUUCCACACGAUCAACCGGUGCUCGGCAUCUCUAAGAAGAACUUUGUGGACCUCUUGGAGUUCGCUGAAGACAAACUCGAAAUGGAGCGUGUUUUGGCUGUAUUUGAGAAGGCUCGUAUUAACCCAACGGAAGGAUUCCCACGUACUCUUCGUUACGUCGGAUUCCGUCCAUAUGCCAUCGACGAGCAUCCAGUUCAUCUCCCAGCUGAAAAAUACUUCAUCAUGAGCUACAAGGUCUAAUGGAUUCAUCUCACCAAUUUCUUUUCGUUUUAUCGAUUUCUCGCCGCUUUUAAAAAUGUUAUUUUUCUUUCUCUCACCUUUUUCUAUACCAACCCCUCGAAAAAAUGCACUUUAAAAACUUUCAAAAAAUUUCCUCCUUCAAGAAUUCUCUAGUAUAAUUCUCUAAAUCUCUGUGUUCAUGUAGUGUACAAAUUCUUUAAUUUUCCAGAAAAAAUCCUUUUUGGCUAUUUCUCUGAUUAUUUUUGCCCACCACACCCACUCCCAUCCACAACCAGCUCAUUCCUGUUUCUAAGAGAUAUUAGUGACCGAUGCUUCCUGAGAAAUUCUCUUUUUUUUAAAACAUUCUUUAAAUUAAUCCCUCCUUUCCCACCACUUUUCUGUCCACGCGCCAGCUUUUUUGGAGAAACGAAUAAAUUGUCAAAAAAAAAACGAUUUUGUAGAGAAAU